This is a messenger RNA of Nilaparvata lugens (brown planthopper), 1808 nucleotides long. Its product is annotated as cilia- and flagella-associated protein 45. The record is from RefSeq and is a predicted model, not a curated record. Bases 211 to 1578 code for a protein of 455 amino acids. The transcript has 8 exons. Lineage: Eukaryota; Metazoa; Arthropoda; Insecta; Hemiptera; Delphacidae.
AGAAACCAAAUUGUUGAUUUUGACGCCUUUGUAUACCAUAACAACUUGCAGGUUGAUUGUAGUAUGAACUCUAAAACUAUUUUAUUUUACCGGAGUUUUCUGUGUUUUUAAUACAAUCUUUCAUUUUUUUAUCAAUUGAUCCUACGUAAAAAUUUGUUUUUAGUAGAACUGCAACCUUUAGUUUAUCUUUCCUGUACUAUUUUCAAAGACAUGGGUGUUUCUGGAAAAUCACCAGGAAGAUUUCAUUCAGGUUGUCGGCCAAAAACUGAUGAUUCUGGAGAAAAUAUCAAGAAUUUUGGUAAAAUAACCAAGAGAGCAAAAUCAACAAGGCGAGACAGUAGGGAGGUCGUCAAGUUGAUUACACACGAUACAAUUAGAGUUAUCAAUAUACCCAGAGAAACACAUAUCACACCAAAAGUUUUCGAUGUUGACCUUUUUAAUUCUCUCAAAGAGAAAGCGAAGUAUCUUACACCACAAGAGAGACUUCAAGCUACACAUAGGGCUAAAGAGCAGAAGAACCAAGAAAUGACAGAGUGCGCAAACCGCAAAAAAGAGUUGCAGAGUUUUGAUGUAGCACGCGAACACGGACUGCGAUUAUCUGAGUUGGAAGAAGAGGCUGAACGGAGGAACAAUCACUUGUUGGCAAGAGCAUACGAACUGAGGCAGGAGCAGGAGGAUGAGAUUAAGAAAUGCAACACUCUGAUUCUCAGCACAAAAUGCCACGCUAUUCGCGACGCUCAAGUUGCUGAAAAGGCGCUCAUCAAGAGAGAGCUAGAAGAAGAGGACAAGCGGCUAGAGGAGAUGAUGGAACAAGAGCGACUGAGAGCACUGAGGGAGCAAGCGCGCAAACAAGAGAAAGAGGUCUCCAAUAAACACAACUACACCAGUUCACUCAUGGCGCAAGUCAAGGAGAACGAACUGCAGAGAGAGAUCGCUGCCGAGGCUAUUGAAGAGGAAGCACGUCUAGCCAACGAGGCAGCGAUGCAGGUGCAACUAGACGAACUGCAAGCUGCCAAAGAGAAACAGGUCGAACGGGAGCGACUGAGACAGGAGAUGAAUGCAGUCAACGAACAACUCAAGCGGCUGGCCGCCAUAGAGAGAGAGGAGAAUAGGCUGGCCGACCUCAAGGUAGAAAGACAAUGGCGAAAGAAGGAGCGCGAAGCUGUCAUACGGCGCCAGAAAGAGAGCGAAGAGCUGCGAGAGGCGCGCAUGCGCCAAGUGGAGAACAGAAGGCUGUGUCAGGCGAUCGAGAUUCAACGCGAGAAGGAGGAAGCCGAGAAGAUUGCACGAUUCAACGAAGACGCCAUGAAACGCGAGAAAGAGGACACCAUUAAAAAGAAAUGUGCAAUCGACCGCUACAGGAUCCAGCUAUUGAAGCAGAUCAAUGAAAAACAGGAGAACACAAUCGCAGCUAGACAGGCUCAGUUCCAAGAGGGAGUCGCCAUCAAAAUGGACGAGAAGAAACGCAACGAAAUGCUUAAGGACACUAUGCUGCGCAAAAUGCAACAAAUUAGAUCACAUAGAGUACCUGAGAAAUAUGUACGAGAGGUGGAACGACAGUUGAAAAUCACCGAGUAAACACCAAACUGAAAUUCUGAAAACAUUAAUUGAAUAAUGAAAAUUUUUAAUAAUUGAGAAUAAAAAAUCAGAAAUCAGAACAAAAUUGGAAGCAUCGACAUCACUUGACUACUCCAAUCACAAUGUUUUGAAUCGAUCAACUUAGAAAUGAAAAAUUGAUGCACUUCUUUCACAAAUAUCAUUUUGCAAGCACUGUGUUCCAGAUUAUUAAAUUUCUAUAACAACACGUU